Cladophialophora yegresii CBS 114405 is the source of this 2103-nucleotide messenger RNA. RefSeq lists its product as uncharacterized. The transcript has a single exon. Gene Ontology annotation, molecular function: mRNA binding. Gene Ontology annotation, biological process: mRNA processing. NCBI's taxonomy places the organism in Eukaryota, Fungi, Ascomycota, Eurotiomycetes, Chaetothyriales, Herpotrichiellaceae. The record is from RefSeq and is a predicted model, not a curated record. Gene Ontology annotation, cellular component: exon-exon junction complex. Bases 1 to 2103 code for a protein of 700 amino acids.
AUGCCUGCGCCUCGAAGGAAAGAUCUGCUCGCAAGCAGGCGCCGGCGUCGACAGGAUGAAGGAGAGGAAGAGGAAUCCGUGCUGGGUGACCUUGAGGAUGACUCGCUCAGCGAAGGCUCUGCGGUCAGCCACGGUGAGGAUGAAGUCGAAUUUGAAGGCAGUGAGUCAAGUGGGGACGAAAGAGAUCCGGCACAAACAACCGCAGCAACCACGCUGAGUCCCGCAGAGCACGGACAACAAAGGGCGCCCGGUGAGCACGUCAAGGAUGUGGCAAAGGCCCCUGAUGACGCCUCCAAGCCGUCGGCCGAGACGCAAGCAACACUGCACGGUGUAAAUCAGGGUCAGCAGGCACAAGAGGCGGAACAACUCCAGUUUGAUAAUCUGCCCACAUCAGCGGAGGCUGUUUCCUCCCUGGCCGAGAUUGUGCCUCCUAAAGCUCCUCGGAACGAGACUCCUGCACAGCGUGCUCGCAGAGAGCAUCAAGAGUACAUCCGCCAGAGGAACGCCGAUCCUGCUUUCGUCCCGACGCGAGGCGGUUUCUUCCUUCAUGACGACCGAAACUCGUCCUCUAUAGCCCCAAAUGCAAGAUCUCUCGGACGGGGACGAGGCCGCGGUCACGGUCUUCCCAUGAGCACAGGGUACGUAAGAUGCACAUCACUGUAUGCAUCUGCUGACAUACGCAGUCGAUCCCCAGGCUUCAACGAGCCUACGGACAAGCCCUGGGCGCAUGAUCUUCAUGACGAGCACGAAAAUGAAAGCAAACCGGAGCGGAAUCGGAGCAAGCCAACUCAUGUGCCAAAUGAAGCCACGAAAGAACCGAGCGAACCCACGUCCAUUCCUUCUGCGCCAAACAGGUCGUUCUCCUUCACAACAGUCCUAGGGAAUGUCAACCUGCAGGUCUCGUUGCCAGGCAUGGCUCAGAAGAUGGUUGUGCCGAAUGUGGUCAAGAAGCAUCAUACACUUCUUCCCCAGCAUCGUCCUCCAUUGAGAAGAGACAAGCCAGUCCGUGUGUCCAUUCCAGAUGCUGCGCCGCGGUAUAUAUUUCCUAGCACCGACCGCUCCUUCAUUUUCAUACCACGAGCUUUGCGACCAAACCAACAAAAUUAUCCACGGGGUCGUGGCAGAGGAAGCUUCCAUGGCAGCCGCCGACCAAGCAUAUAUGGUGGUGGCUAUACUCCAAGUGUUGCCAUGAGCCGGAAAUCUUCCCUCGGAGCAUCUACUAUGCGCGACGGUAUCAGGUCACCAACGGACUCAGUCAUGUCUCGCCACGUUCCCGCUGUCAUUGACGGCACUCGACCAGUGGUCCGUAUGCCGUCAGCUGGGCCUUCACCGGCUCUCAUGCAUGUUUCCAGGCUCAAUGGCCAAAACGCCAUGCCUAUCAAUCACAUUCCGGCCGUGCAGUUGCCAUACCCUGCAAUGUACGGAGGCCACUCGACGACUAUUCCCAUGCACCAACCUCGCCCUCAGAAAGCCGUGUCUCUGGCGGAUAUUGAGUCUCCAGCGUCUUUUCAUUUCAAAGCUCCUCAGCAGCAACAAGAGCAGCCCUUUCAUCAGCAAGUCCCUGCACAUUAUGGCAACCAGUAUCCGGACGAGAAGGCUGGUGCUCCGCCAAUCCAGCCCGCGGUUUCUGCAAUGGCGAGCGCUACACCCUUGUCGCAGAUCCCGGAAGGUGCGGUCUUCGCGCCAGGGUUUCAACCAUACCCAGUCAUGGCUGGGCCGGCCUAUUUUGGCGCGCCAUACAACAACGGACCAGUCUUCUACCCGUCAUUGGCUGACACCAGCUCGUUUGGACCUCCAAUGGGUGGGCCGGCACUGGCACCGAACUUCAUUCCUGGUUCCCAAUCACACCCGGUGAGCUACAUGCCGCCCACUGGACCAGCCGAAGGUGCCGUGGCUGGCAGCAUGAUGGCCCAUGAGACGAAUGGAAUGGUCUACUACUAUAAGCCAACCAUGUUCACGCCGGGUGGUCAAUCAGGCAUGCAGCAGUUCCCAAUGGCGCCGAAUGGCAACAUGAUGCCCCUGGGUGACGGGGUGCCUGGUCAAGCUCCUUUCUACUACACUUCUGUUCCCACCGCGAUGUUCUAUCCGACACAGUCUGGCUGA